This is a messenger RNA of Anopheles nili, 1629 nucleotides long. RefSeq names its product elongation factor Ts, mitochondrial (gene mEFTs). Gene Ontology annotation, biological process: mitochondrial translational elongation. The coding region runs from base 525 to 1472 and encodes 315 amino acids. NCBI's taxonomy places the organism in Eukaryota, Metazoa, Arthropoda, Insecta, Diptera, Culicidae. The record is from RefSeq and is a predicted model, not a curated record. Gene Ontology annotation, molecular function: protein binding; translation elongation factor activity. The transcript has 2 exons. Gene Ontology annotation, cellular component: mitochondrial matrix.
UGGCCAUCUGACAUAGGACGGCGGGCGUACUUUUCCAACAGGGCCCAUCCAUCGGCACCGUCUGCAGUUUCUUCUGGCUCUCAUGCCACCUUAAGCCUCUCUCUCUCUCUGUCUGUGACUGAUUGGUCGUUUCGUGUGGAGUGGAGUGUUUCUCAAAGAUCAUCAACCUGCAGGCGGCUCAGGCAAUAUAGGAAGCUUGAUCAAAGCCAGGCAUUUCAAUUUAUUGGACUUUUAUGACCCAUUUGUCGUUCUUAUUCAUCACUCAUUUAUUAGACCGGCGGUCUACCUAGCGUUUAAUUGUCGUUGUCGUUUGUCCUGAACCAGUAUCAACGCCUGUGUUGCAGUUGGAGUUCGAUUAACUUUGAAUCUGUAAAAGCUAACACAGGAUAGUUAUAUAUAUAAGUUGACGUAUUCACACAUAUUCUUAUACAUAAAGCUACCAUUUGUUCUUUUCACCUCUGUUGUACCUCGAUUGUUUCUAAACGCUAUCCGAUGGGAACAUUUCGCAUUUCAGCCGUAACGCGAUGUUGUUCAAAAGCAUCCCGCGGUUGUUCCACGUGACCGGCAUCCGGUUGUACGCCACUGCGGAGAAGAGUGCACUGGCUUCGCUUCGCAAAAAGACCGGCUACACAUUCGCCAACUGCAAGAAAGCACUCGAGCUGCACAACAACGACCUGGCGAAGGCGGAACUGUGGCUUAAGGAGCAAGCGCAAGCGAUGGGUUGGUCAAAGGCUACGAAACUCGAGGGACGCAAUACGGCACAAGGGCUGAUCGGGGUGCUAGUUCAGCGGAAUGCCGGUGCAAUGGUUGAGGUAAACUGUGAGACGGAUUUCGUCGCAAGAAAUGCCAGCUUCCAACGGUUCGUGCAGGUCGCAUCGGCUGCCUGCGUGCGACACCUGGAACACGUGGAAGCGGAUGUAAAUCUGACCAAAGUUGGGCUAAACGGUGAAGCGCUGAAGCAGAUCGUCCUGGAGGAUGGCAAAUCGUUGGGUGACCAUCUCGCACUGGUGAUUGGGACGGUCGGUGAGAACGCCUCGCUAAACAGGGCCAUCUGUUACAAGGUGCCGGACAACGUGCAAUUGACAGGAUACGUCCAUCCCGCACCAAACGAGGAAGUUCCCUUUGACGUGCCUCUCGUCGGGAAGUACGGCAGCUUGGUGGCAUUUAAGGCAGAUCAUUCCACGGUGCAGGAAACAGGUGACGACGAACUCAACGCCGUACAGGUGGCCCGCAAAGUUUGCCAGCACAUCGUGGGCAUGAAACCCGAGCGCAUUGGCGUUCAGGGGAAGGACGAACCGGCCACCGACAAGGACGAAGAAACGUGUCUCAUCCAUCAGGAGUAUCUGGUCGAUCCAACGUACACCGUCGGUGAGGUGCUGGAAGCAAACCGAUUACAAAUAGUCGACUUCCAGCGGUUCGAGUGUGGAGAAAAGUCCAAAUCCGAAGAGCAGAAUGUUCGCGCCGUCGCUUAGGACACGCCACGUGGACAAUCUCUCUAGUCGCUAAUAAAAUCGAAUGUUGUAAUUAACGUUACACACCGUGUCGUCCCGGGGCUGAUGACAUAAGCUUCUCAUUUCCGCGGUUCUUUCGCACAAUUGCACACGCGGCUCGGGUAACUGACCGUCCUUG